This is a messenger RNA of Tetrahymena thermophila SB210, 2631 nucleotides long. Its product is annotated as transmembrane protein, putative. Gene Ontology annotation, biological process: reciprocal meiotic recombination. Gene Ontology annotation, cellular component: nucleus. Gene Ontology annotation, molecular function: double-stranded DNA binding. The transcript is spliced from 7 exons. Lineage: Eukaryota; Ciliophora; Oligohymenophorea; Hymenostomatida; Tetrahymenidae. The record is from RefSeq and is a predicted model, not a curated record.
UUAAAAAAAAUUCAACCUAAAAAUUUUCAAAAAACAAAAUAAUCCAUAAAUAAGUAAUUUUAAAGCAAAUAUAAUUAUAUAACUAAAGCUUAAAUGAGUAAGUUUGGAAAUGUUUUAAGAGAAAUGGAUUUGUUUAGUAGCCAAGUAGGGCUAUAGGUAAACAAUUCUUUUUUUUAUAAGACUAGAUUUGGGGGAUUAGCUUCUAUUUUAUCUAUUACAAUGAUCUUAAUUUUCAUUUGGCCAAGAGUAAUAUCUUUCUCUGGAAAGGAUGAAGUGAAAGUAGUUAUUAACCGCGUUUACUCGCCAAGUCCUCCAGAAUCAUCAAUAAGUCCAGACAGAUUUAUGUUUGCCCUUAGAGUAUACCAAAAUAAUAGAGACUUUUUGACUAAUCCAUACUUUAAUAUUACUGUUCAAUAAGGAGUGUAUUAAAUAGAGGGAAAUCAGUAAAUUAGAAAAUUUUAUGACAUUGAAUUAGAGCCAUGUACGCCUAAUCAUUGGGAAAGUAUGAAAAGUUAUUCCAAUUUUACUAAACUUUUCGAGUCCUAUGGAAGCGACUAUCUGUGCCCAACAUUUGAUUCUUAGCUGUUUAUUUAAGGCAUGUUUGGCAGCGAGACAUUUGCUUUCAUUUAAAUCAAUGUAGUACCCUGUAUAACACCAAAUAAUCCCAAGCUAAAAUGGAAUCCUGUAUGUGCUCCAUAAGAGGAGGUUGACUAAGUGACUCAAUAAGUUGGAUUUCAUGGAAUGAACAUCUACCACUCAAACUAUGUUCUUAACGUUGAUUAACCAUAAAACUUUUUCACACCAUACAUAAACGAUAAACUAUAUUUUACAUUUGUUCCUUAUAAAAUGACUAAAUUGUGCGAUAUUUACUUCUAAGAUAUAAGUGUUGUAAAUGAUAUGUCUCUUUUACCAACCACAGAUAAUAAAUAUUUUAAAUUUUUAACCCAAGAAAAUAAUGAUAUCUUAUAAACAACUGAAUUAUCUAGAUAAGACGGUGUUUUUGUUAGUCUCACAAUAAGGCUAAGUCCUUAUGUUACAUCUAUCGAUAGAUCAUAUCAAAAAUUGACUCAAUUUUUGAGUGAGCUUGGUGGAUUAGCUUAAAUAGUAUUUGUUUGUGCUGGAUUUAUUUUAAAAAAGUAUAACAACUUUAGGUUUGUACUUGAUCUAGCUAAUACUCUCUACUCAUUUGAGAAGAGUAAUAAAUAAGAAAUAUCAGAUAAUGUUGCAUCUUAGUUUGAUAAUCCAAAUAAAUAAGAUACCAAUAUUGCUCCUUCUCCUGUUCUUUAGCCUUAGAGAGGUACAUAAUAAAAUAUUUAAGUGUAUGCUAGUGGCUAUAGUAACCAAAAUAGCUUUAAUUUAAAGAACCAAGUAAAAGAAGGUAAUAACAGUAGAGCAUUUAAUAAUAACUAGAACUUUAUACUUUCUUAAGAUAUUCUUUCAGAAAAUAAAUUCUUCUCGAGUAAUUAAAUUGGUGAAGUAAAUCCGCUUUCAUCUCCAUUAUAAAUACCAAAAUCUAGUGCAAAUAGAACCAAAUAGAAAACUUUUGAGUAAAAUGUUAUGAGUGAAAACGAAUAUUAAGAAAUAGAUAAAAAGGAGAAAGAAAAAGAAGAUGGUAAAUCCUACCUAAUUAAGCAAUUUAAUAAAAUAUUAUAACAAAAACAAAAUUUAAAAAUAGGGUUUUAAUACAUAAUUUCAAAAAUUACAAUUAACAAGUUUUUUAAUUCAGAGUAUAACUAAUAUAUAAAUAAAGCUACCAAAAUGAUAAACAAUGACUUAGAUAUUUACAACAUUCUUGAAAAAAUUCAAUAAAUUGAUAAAAUUAAAAAUAUCAUUUUUGAUAAAUAUCAAAGUCUCAUCUUUUAGUAUCACCCAAAACCUAUUAUUACCCUUGAUUAAUAACCAAAAAUAGAUUAAGUAAAGUAAAGAAAAAAAUCUAUUUUCUAACCACAAAAAGGAAUUUUAUUAGAAAAAUAAGAAUUCUAAACAGUUGAAUAAUUCGAAAAACUAUUCGAUUCUUAUUAGACAAUAAAAUAAAAUUAAGAAUACACAAAUCAUGACAAAAAUAUAAAUCACAGACUCAUAAGACAAUUAGGAUCUGACUUACUGCAUAUAUUUUAAGUUUCAGAAAAUUUGGAUAUUGUAGACACAUCAAAGUAUAAAUCAUUUUAGAGAUUUAACAGUAUAGAAAUGGAAAAAAGCAAGUACUUUAAAUCAUAACAUUUAUAGUCAAAAACUAAUUAAACCAAAUAGUUAUAAUAACUAAAUUUAAAUGAUGAAUUCAAAUAAAAUUCAGCCUAAUAAAUAACUUUUGAUAAAAUAAAAAAAUCAGUUUAAUUAAAUGUUUAAGUAACCAAGCCAAGGAUGAGCCUUCACUAUGAAAAUUAGCAUAAAAAUAUAGAAUGCAAUAAUGAUGACUAUAAUUCUGAGAAAGAAUAGCAUAAUAUUGAAUAUGAUCACAAAAAUGUUUUGUAAUAGGAAUAAAGCUAAAAUAUGUAUAACGAUCAAGAUAUUUUACCAAAUAGCAUAGACCUUUCAAGUUGUAGAGACCAAAAUGAUGUUCCAGAUGAAAAUGAAAAAGGAGGCAUGGAUAAAUACAAAGUGACAAAUUAUGCUCAUUCAUAAGAUAGUUGA